This is a messenger RNA of Aaosphaeria arxii CBS 175.79, 1170 nucleotides long. Its product is annotated as NAD(P)-binding protein. The coding region runs from base 381 to 1076 and encodes 231 amino acids. The record is from RefSeq and is a predicted model, not a curated record. The transcript has 2 exons. NCBI's taxonomy places the organism in Eukaryota, Fungi, Ascomycota, Dothideomycetes, Pleosporales.
UUGUUUGAACAUCGACUGCUUAUCGCGCGCGGGUUGUGGGUCGAUUAGAUCUCUGAACCAUAUUUCUGUCUCUGACUUGCUUACGAGGAAUAGAGCCUAUGGGUCAAAAGGGGAGAAGACGAUAUCAAUCAGUCCUCGAGAUGUACGACUGCAGCCAUAAUGCCAUUUAUGUUUUGAUUUCAAAGCUUCCGAACAUGUAACCACGACGCCGGGUAAGACGUGAUGGCCUUGCUAUCCAUGAAUACAUAUAUAAAUAUGAGGUCUUGAACCUCAACAUAAACCUCAUCUCAAUAUCAUCUUCUCCCAAUAUCACUUCAGUCAAUUUUGAAUCCACAAACCCCAUACUUUACAUCUCCAAACAUCCAACCUCACCCCCAACAAUGGCCUCCAACAUCGUCCUCAUCCUCGGAGCAGGCCCCAACAUCGGCCUCUCCGUCGCCUCCAAGUUCAGCACCCUCGGCUUCAAAGUCGCCCUGGUCUCUCGCCGCGGCACCGGCGCCCUCAACUCCGCCGGCCACCUCUCCCUAACCGCCGACUUCACGCAGCCGUCCACCAUCCCCGCCGUCUUCUCCGCGGUGCAAGCCCACUUCCACUCCGCCCCCAACGUCGUCGUGUACAACGCGGCGACCCUCACCCCUCCCCCAGACGCCGCCUCCGUGCUCUCGAUCCCCGCGGACAAGUUCGCGGCCGAUCUGAACGUCAACACGGUGAGUCCGUACGUGACGGCGCAGGAGACGCUGAAGGGGUGGGCGACGCUGGGCGCGGACGUCAAGAAGUCGUUCAUCUUCACUGGCAAUGCGCUUAACUCUGCGGUCAUUCCUAACCCCGUGUUUACGACGCUCGGGGUGGGAAAGUCGGCGUCGGCGUAUUGGAUUGGGACGGCGGAUGCGCUGUAUAGGGAGAAGGGGUAUAGGUUCUAUUACACUGACGAGCGCUUUGAGGAUGGGAAGGUGAAGGGGACUGCGAUUGAUGGGCCGGCUCAUGCGGAGUUUUAUGCACAGUUGGCGAGCCAUGAGGGUGAUUUGCCGUGGGAGGCUACGUUUGUGAAGGAUAAGGGUUAUGUUUCGUUCAAGUAGAUGGGCUUGCUCAUACAGAAUAGGGGUUAAGUGUACUUAGACUACCUUAACACCUUCUAUCGAAAACCAAAACACAGAUCACUUCUCAAGUCUA